Messenger RNA from Filobasidium floriforme, 798 nucleotides. Its product is annotated as catalase-related immune-responsive-domain-containing protein. Gene Ontology annotation, cellular component: cytosol. The record is from RefSeq and is a predicted model, not a curated record. Gene Ontology annotation, molecular function: heme binding; catalase activity. The annotation marks the transcript as partial. Lineage: Eukaryota; Fungi; Basidiomycota; Tremellomycetes; Filobasidiales; Filobasidiaceae. The transcript is spliced from 4 exons. Gene Ontology annotation, biological process: response to oxidative stress; hydrogen peroxide catabolic process.
GAGCACUACAACCAGGCCACUCUCUUCUACAAUUCGCUCUCCGACGUCGAGAAGAAGCACUUUGUCUCGGCCGUCCAGUUCGAGCUUGGAAAAUGUGACGAGGCCGAAGUCCAACAGCGGAUCAUCGACAAGUACAACAUCAUCGACCACGACCUUGCCGUCCAGAUCGGGUCGGCCUUUGGCGGGUUGACCGUCCCCGACGAGGUCCGAAAGAACCACGGACAGAAGAGUGAAUUCUUGUCCCAGGUUACUGGAACUAACCAGGUCUUCACUGCCAAGGGUCGACAGGUCGGAAUCUACAUCUUGCCCGGUUUCAACUCGGCCGUUGUGACCGAGCUCAAGACCGCCUUUACGGCUGCUGGUAUCAUCCCUAUGAUCGUCGGACCUGUCAAGGGAUCCGUCACGUCCGGAGGGGUCACCUUCCAGACCCAGUUCACCUUCGAGACCUGCCGAUCGACUCACUUUGACGGACUGAUCUUUGUCGGUCCUCAGGACGAGAACAACACCGAGUACACCGAGACUCUUCGAAAGCAGGGUCGAAUCAAGCACGCCGCCAUCGAGGGUUUCUUCCACCAAAAGCCCUUGCUCGCUCACGGCAAGUGUAUCCCCUGGAUGGCCGAUCUGGCGCUUCCCGGCGAGUUCUCGCCCAGCGUCAAGACGGGCGAAGAGAUCCAGACGGAGAAGGGUGUCAUCUUCGUCCCCUCGGCCGGGUUCGGCGUCGAGAUGAUCAAGCAGUGGACGGACCUCUUGGCCAAGCACCGAGUAUGGGACAGGGAGGUUGAGCAUAUCGCUGCUUAA